Molecule: messenger RNA, 6627 nt
Organism: Durusdinium trenchii
Lineage: Eukaryota; Dinophyceae; Suessiales; Symbiodiniaceae
Source: the annotation of a GenBank genome assembly
AUGGACAACAUUUUUGUCCGGUCACAUCCUGCGAAGGCGAUCGAUUUCCCUCCGCUCCUGGACGAGUUUUCGCGGACGCUGGCAGCUCCUUAUGGUGAGGAUCUUCAUCACGGAAGCAGUUCGGGCCGCAUCGCCUCGCACCUGUCGCCCCUCUCGGGGAUCCUGGUGUGGAGCCACGAAGGAAAGUGUUUGAAGUGGAGACAAAGAAAGAUCCCGAAGAAGGAUGGUAAAGGUCAACAGCCGGAGUAUGCGCCGAUGGACAUUUUGGAGCGUGAGUUUGAGCACUCACAGAUCCUCCCAGGCUCCUCUCUGGAAGUGGAGUUGAAGGAAGCUGGAGUCUCCAGGCGCACGUUCUAUGGUGGCCUUUUGCGAUACAACUACUAUAUAACCGAUGGUAUUUCCGAUGCUGCAGUGGCCCCAAUCAACAGCGAAUGGCUGGAGAACGUAGCUUUUCUGGUGGAAGCCGACCGGCUCUUCAAAGACUUGGAUCCACAGGUGGUGCAAUCCAUCAUGGAGGCAGUUGUAAUUGAGAUGAAAGCUGGGUAUGUGCGCGCUUGCAAGCGUGCCAUUGCAGACUACAUCUUCAAGGAUCAAGACAGCCGUGAACGGGCCUUGGUGCCGUUUAUACCAUCGCCCGUGCCUGAUUGGGGCACGGUGCCUUUCGAGGGCAUCGAGGGCACGGUAGGCGGACCGCCGGAUGAAUGGCGGGAUGGCAUCGAGGAGAAUCGCAACGCGGUGGUUCGGAUCCUUACUGUUUGCAACCAGUCUGCUUUGCGGUUGCUUUACCUGUGGUAUGGCACUGGUACUGGCUAUGGGUCAAUGCUUUUGGUUGACCUUCCGCCGCCUUCUUCGAGCAUGGUCGAUAUCGAUCAUUUCUCAGAAAGGCAGAAGUCCUGCUGCCACGACGUUUUCACCAAGUUUAAGUCCCAGUGGUUCGAAGAGGUUUGCGCCGUCCUGCGCGAGGAGAGCCUACAUCUCAGGAGCCCAACGGAGGCUCGAUUCUUUCGGGGUGUACUGGCACUUCUCUCGGUCCAGACAAGACACCUCGUGGCACAGUCAGUGCAUGAAUAUACCGUCUUCUUCGAGCGCUUCAGCAAUCCCAAACCCCUCACACCAGAGGAGGUGACAAAGUUGAAGGAUUAUGAAGAGCGGGAAGAUGCAUUUCUGGUCGUCAAGCUGGUGCCCAAGGGUGAAGAGGUGAAGCUCAAGGAUUCCACCGAACGUGUGGUGGAACGAGUGCUGCGCGUGUUCCGAGACUUCGUCGUGUGCCUCAAUGACAUCCCAUCGCCUGAAAGUCGAGUUCAGGCGUCAAGUGGAGCCAGCAAGGAGACGAAGAACCUUUGGGGCACUUACCUGGAAGAGCAGCAUGUGCAGCAAGCCGAAAAGCUCAUCGAGCGAACGGUGCAUUUCAACAUGGCCAAUGCCAGCGAGGCAGUGCGGAUUUAUGAUGAGUACACAUAUCUCCUCACAGAGGAGGAUCGCAUCAAGGAAUUCGUCAAGGACUCAUCCAAGACGAUCCCCAACUUCUUGCAGAAGAUCGAUUCCUUCAAGGCGGUGGAUCUUCGGAUCCGGCGGGAACUUCCAGGAGAGAUGCGAAUGCAGAUGGUGACGGUCGAUUGCCGCGAGCUGAAUGAGACCCUCCGGAGCCAUGCUGCCACCUGCAUGUCUCUCCUCUUGGAGCAUGUUGCGCAGAUGAACUUGGAGCGGAAUGAACGGUUGUGCAAGGGCUUUGACUCCAUAGUCACAGCAGUGGCGAAAAAGCCGACCAAUGCCACGGAGUUGGUGGACAUCGAGCAGCAGCUGGAGCAGUUCCGAGGCUCCACGCUGAAGGACAUGCUGGAUGAAUUCCAAGACAUCCGGGCUUGGCAACAAAUGUUGUACGAUUGUGAACACUUGUUGACUCCGAGGGACUUCAAGGCCAUCGUGGACACUGCCGUGUGGGUCCAAAAUAUCGACUCCAAGAUGCUGAAGAACGAACAAUCCCUGAGGACAGAGCGCGACGGAAUUGAGAAGAAGUUCAAGAAGGACCGGCAGGCCUUUGAGGAUGACCUCACUGGUUACCUGGCGAUGGUGAACAAGUUCAAGGAAGCCGGGGACUUGAAGAAGAUGGACGACAACUCGGAACGAAUCGUGCUCCUCAAGGAUCACCUGCAGCAUGCGCGCAACGAAGCAGAAAAGAUCAGGGAAAAAGAGAUCCUGCUUGACUGGGAUCCCUCGGACUUCGAGAAGCUCACGGAGGCCAUCGACAAGUUGGCUCCCUACGACGAUUUGUGGGAGUUGGUCCAUAAGUGGACCACUGAGGAGAAGAAGUGGAUGCGUGGGCCCCUCUUCUCCUUGGAGCCCGAGGCAGUGGAUGCCACGGCCAACAGCCUGGCGAAACGGGCCAUGAAGCUUCAGGGCUUUUUCGAGUCCCAGAACCUCCAAGCGCCGGUCUUCGUGGCGAAGAAGAUCAAGAAGGAAGCGGAUACAUUUAAGCAGUACCUGCCGCUGAUCCACGCGUUAUGCAACCCGGGCCUUCGGCCUCGGCACUGGGAGGAGAUCUCCGAGGUGGUCCACUUUGCCAUGGAGAGGGACUCUGCUUUCACGCUGAGUCGAGUGGUGGACAUGGAUGUGGCGACUCACCUGACUGCUCUGCAGGAGAUCUCAGACUCAGCCUCCAGAGAGUAUGGCUUGGAGAAGACCCUGGAGUCCAUCUAUGAGCAAUGGCAACCAGUAAACUUCGAGCUGAAAGCGUGGAAGGAUACGGAGACCUACAUUGUUGCGGGUUCCACCGUGGAUGAGAUGCAAAGCUUGAUGGACGACCAUAUCAUCAAGGUCCAAACCAUGAAAGGAUCGCCGUAUGCCAAAGCCUUCAUGGAAAAGAUCACAUCGUUAGAAUCCUGGCUACUCCAGACGCAGGAGAUCAUGGACAUUUGGAUGAAGGUGCAAGGCGUUUGGCUCUACUUGGAGCCCAUUUUUUCCUCGGAAGAUAUCGUCAAGCAGAUGCCCACAGAGGCCACGAUCUUCAAGCAAGUGGACAUGGAUUGGAGGGCCACCAUGGCUGCGGCGUUGGAGGCUGGGAAGGCCAUGGAAGCGACAAAGGCCGAAGGCCUUCUGGAAAUGCUCCAGAAGUGCAAUGGAAACCUGGACGUCGUUCAGAAGGGCUUGAACGAUUACCUGGAAAUGAAGCGCCUUGCUUUCCCUCGGUUCUUCUUCCUCUCCAAUGACAACCUCUUGGAGAUUUUGUCGGAGACCAAAGAUCCCACCAGGGUGAAUCCACACAUGAAGAAGGCUUUUGAGGGCAUUCAAUCCUUGGAAUUCCAACCAGAUCAGCGAAUCACCGCCAUGAUUUCCUCAGAGAAGGAGGUAGUCCCAGUGAAGAACCCCGUGGACCCCCAUGCUGCCCGGGGCAACGUCGAGCUGUGGCUGGUGGAGGUGGAGGCGGCCAUGCUCGAAACCAUUCGUCACGUAUGCUUGGCCUCUGCGAAGGACUAUGAGGAAAGGAACAAGUUCACGGAUUGGUUGAAACAGUGGCCAGGGCAGGCAGUGAUUGCUAUCUUCUGCUUGUUCUGGACACGUGAGGUGGAAGCCGGGCUCAAGAGCAACGGUAAGGAUGGGGUCCUGCAGGUUGCAGACAAGCUGAAGCUGACCCUAGCAGAUAUCAUUGAUUUGGUCCGGAAUGACAUUCCUCCGCUCACGCGAUGCACAUUGGAAGCUUUGAUUGUGAUCUUCGUACACAACAAGGACACUGUGGAAGAACUGGGAGCACUUGGAACCAGUGUAGUGGACGACUUCGAUUGGUUGGUUCAGCUGCGAUACUAUGUGGAGGAGAACCCAGAGAAGCCUCACCAGCAAGACUUGUUUGUCAGAAUCACCAACAGCUUUCUGGGCUAUGCCUACGAAUACCUGGGGAACUCCUCCCGACUCAUCGUGACGCCUCUCACGGAUCGCUGCUACCGAACUUGCUGUGGUGCACUUCACCUUCUCUACGGUGCUGCUCCCGAGGGUCCAGCAGGGACUGGAAAGACGGAGACCGUGAAAGAUCUCGCCAAGGCCUUGGCCCGCUUCUGCGUGGUCUUCAACUGCUCGGACGAGCUGGACUACUUGGCGAUGGCCAAGUUCUUCAAAGGCCUCGCGGCGUCGGGCGGAUGGGCAUGCUUUGAUGAGUUCAACCGGAUUGACGCGGAGGUGUUGAGCGUGAUCGCGCAGCAGAUCCUUUGCAUUCAGAACGCCAUUCGAGAAAAGAAGACGCACUUUGAGUUUGAGGGCACGGAGCUUCCCAUCAUUUGGACUUGCAACUGUUUUAUCACCAUGAAUCCUGGCUACGCUGGACGGGCGGAGCUGCCUGACAACUUGAAGGCCUUGUUUCGAACCGUGGCCAUGAUGGUGCCAGACUAUGCCAUGAUUGCAGAGAUCAAGUUGUACUCCUACGGUUAUGAGGAUUCUCGCUCAUUGGCCCAAAAGAUCGUGACCACCUACAAGCUUUGCUCUGAGCAGCUUUCUUCACAGAAGCAUUAUGACUAUGGCAUGCGCGCAGUCUUUGCAGUGCUGGUGCAAGCUGGUCGGCUCAAGCGCAACAAUCCCACCCAGGAGGAGGCCAAGUUGAUGCUGCAAUCCGUCAAUGACGUGAACCUCGCGAAGUUCCUGGACUUCGACGUGCCGCUGUACAAUGGCAUUACAAAGGAUUUGUUCCCGGGUGUGGAAUUGCCGCAGCCAGAUUACUCCAUGAUGGUCAACAAGCUGACGCAAAACCUGGAUGUCACCCAUUGCCAGGCGCAUCCUUACUUCAUCGACAAGAUCAUCCAAUUUUAUGAGUGCCACCUUGUGAGGCACAGUGUCAUGCUGGUUGGGAUGCCCUUCAGCGGAAAGACAACAGCACUGAAUACACUGCAGAAGGCGCUCACAGAUCUGGCGCAGGAGGGUAGCAUGCAUGCUGGCUGCAUUGUACACCAAGCUCGAUUGAAUCCAAAGUCCAUCCCAGCACGAGACCUCUACGGAUGCUUCGAAGAGGUGUCAAGAGAGUGGGUUGAUGGCAUUGUGGCUGUCCUGUUCCGGGAAUUUGCACGGAAUCAGACUGAGGAGAGAAAGUGGUUGGUCUUUGACGGUCCUGUCGAUGCGGUGUGGAUUGAGAACAUGAAUACGGUCAUGGACGAGAACAAGAAGUUGUGCCUCAACAGUGGUGAGAUUAUUGCCAUGUCUGCCAACAUGCGCACCAUCAUCGAACCCAUGGAUGUGGAGGUCGCAUCGCCGGCCACGAUCUCGCGCAAUGGCAUGGUCUUCUUUGAGCCUCAUUUGAUGGGCUAUCAGCACCUCAUUGACAAGACCCUCAAAGGAGGCCUUCCUAAGGAGAUGGAGGAAGCUGAGCGUUCAGCUAUUGCCAGCAUGAUAGACUUCCUGGUCCCGCCACUGAUCGCGUAUGUUCAGAAGGCAUGCAGAACAGUCUCUCCGGUACAAGAGCAGAACUUGGUGCAAAGCUUCCUGCAACUUCUCACCACAAAGUUGCAGACUGGCUACAAGGAUCCCAACAUGAGCCGCGAGGCAGUCGAUCCCAAAGCCAUCAUCACAAUGAUCGAUUGCUACGCUAUUUGGUCUGCUAUUUGGGGCAUUGGAGCUGCAUGCGAGACCAACAGCCGCCCCAUGUUUGGCAGCUUUCUCCGAAAGCUGCUCACGGGCCAGGAGUCUCCCAAGCCUCCCAAGAAGAUCCAGCCAAAUCUGCCAGAUCGCGGUUCGGUCUUUGACUAUGUGGUGGACUUGAAGCAACCAGGUUGGACCACCUGGAUGGACACCGUGGAAGCGCAGAGCAUCCCCAACUCCGCACAGGUGCAGAACAUCAUUGUGCAAACCGUGGACAAUGUUCGAUACCGUCACCUUCUGGAGCAUUGUAUCGAGCACCGCAUGAAGCUCCUCUUUUGCGGUCCAACCGGCACUGGCAAAACCGUCUACAUGCAGCAGGCCCUUAUGGCAAUGCCCAAAGAGACUCACAUGUCCAUCCAAAUCGGCUUCUCAGCCCAGACCAAAUGCUCGCAGACACAGGAUUUGGUGGAUGCCAAAUUGGAGCGGCGACGGAAAGGGGUCUACGGUCCACCCAUGGGGCGAACCUGCGUGGUGAUGGUGGACGAUCUCAACAUGCCAGUGAAGGAGAAGUACGGCGCAAUGCCGCCGAUUGAGAUCCUGCGACAGAGUAUGGAUUCCACUGCAUACGGGCCCACAGGUGGCUGGUUUGACCGCAAGGACGCGACCCAUCCGUUCCGCAGCAUUAUCGAUGUGGUCUACUUCGCAGCGAUGGGUCCGCCAGGAGGUGGACGCAACUUCAUUACUCCCAGAAUUUUGGGCCACAUGUACUUGGUGGGCUUCCCACUGCUGGAUGAUGACAACAUGAUGCAGAUCUUCAACACCGUCCUGGAGUGGAAAUUCAGGGCAGAGAACUAUCCGGCAGAAGUGGCUUCCCUCAGCAAGAAAAUGGUGCAAGCGACCCUGGAAAUCUACAAGAACACGUCCAACGAGCUAAGACCCACGCCAAUGAAGGUGCACUACACUUUCAAUCUGCGAGACUUCUCCAAGGUGAUUUGUGGCGUUGGAGCCCCGGAGUGGCGUUGGUGUGUUCUUUUUGUGCCGGAGGAAGAAUAUACCGGCAUCCUGCGGCGAUAG